Molecule: messenger RNA, 303 nt
Organism: Trichophyton benhamiae CBS 112371
Lineage: Eukaryota; Fungi; Ascomycota; Eurotiomycetes; Onygenales; Arthrodermataceae
Exons: 2
Coding region: 1-303 (100 amino acids)
Source: RefSeq, a predicted model, not a curated record
AUGGUAGCUAUUCUAGAGAGAAUAGCAGUCUAUUCAGCGCGGCGAGGGAGAUACACAGCUGUGGUAUCAGGUCCCGACGGCGGUUUAGCUGAUAUCUGGCUGUUCUUUCGGCCACAAACCACACGAUACGAAGAUCAACCGCUUAAGCUAGUUAACUACCAGCCAGGGGGGGAAGAAGGGAGAAGAGGAGGAAGCAAAAAGGAAGAAGAGAAAAGAGAGAAGAAGACGCCGAAGAGAGACGGCGGCCUUUAUAAAAACGAUGCUCAGGCGAAGAUGAUUGAAGGCAAAGGCCUCCUCACAUGA